UUCACAGCAUUUCAUCUUGACAAGGCACUAGUGAGAAAGUACAUGAGCCCACUCUUAAUUGGGGAGCUGGCACCAGAUCAGCCCAGCUUUGAGCCCAGUAAGAAUAAAAAGCUGGUAGAAGAUUUCCGUGAGCUCCGUGCAACUGUCGAGAAGAUGGGACUUCUCAACCCCAACCGCACCUUUUUCGUCCUGUAUCUCUGUCACAUCUUGGUGUUGGAUGUUGCAGCCUGGCUCACGAUCUGGUAUUUUGGAGCAUCUACAGUGCCUUUCCUCUUCUCUGCAGUGCUUCUAGGCACUGUCCAGGCCCAGGCUGGCUGGCUCCAGCAUGAUUUUGGACAUCUUUCAGUCUUUAGCAAGUCCAGAUGGAACCACUGGGUGCACAAGUUUGUGAUCGGCCAUCUGAAGGGAGCACCAGCCAGCUGGUGGAAUCACCUCCACUUCCAACACCAUGCUAAACCCAACUGCUUCCGAAAGGACCCUGAUGUUAACAUGCACCCCUUAUUUUUUGCUUUGGGAAAAACACUUUCUGUAGAGCUUGGUGUACAAAAGAAGAAAUUCAUGCCUUAUAACCACCAGCACAAGUACUUCUUCAUCAUUGGUCCCCCAGCUCUGGUGCCUCUUUACUUCCAGUGGUACAUAUUCUACUUUGUGGUACAGCGGAAACAGUGGGUGGACCUGGCCUGGAUGCUGACCUUCUAUGUCCGAUUCUUUCUCACCUACUUGCCCUUACUGGGGGUGAAGGGUGUCCUGGGGCUUCAUCUGUUAGUCAGGUUUAUAGAGAGUAACUGGUUUGUCUGGAUUACACAAAUGAAUCACAUCCCAAUGCACAUUGAUUAUGAUAAGAAUGUGGACUGGUUCUCUACCCAGCUCCAGGCAACCUGUAAUGUUCAUCAGUCCUUAUUCAACGACUGGUUUAGUGGACAUCUGAACUUCCAAAUUGAGCACCACCUUUUUCCUACAAUGCCUCGACACAACUACUGGAAGGUGGCCCCUUUGGUGAAGUCCCUGUGUGCCAAACAUGGUAUUGAGUACCAGUGCAAGCCAUUGCUCACCGCCUUUGCGGACAUCGUGCACUCUUUGAAAGAUUCAGGGGAGCUCUGGCUUGAUGCCUAUCUACAUAAAUAA
This is a messenger RNA of Egretta garzetta (little egret), 1125 nucleotides long. RefSeq names its product acyl-CoA (8-3)-desaturase. The record is from RefSeq and is a predicted model, not a curated record. Lineage: Eukaryota; Metazoa; Chordata; Aves; Pelecaniformes; Ardeidae. Gene Ontology annotation, molecular function: oxidoreductase activity, acting on paired donors, with oxidation of a pair of donors resulting in the reduction of molecular oxygen to two molecules of water. Bases 43 to 1125 code for a protein of 360 amino acids. Gene Ontology annotation, biological process: lipid metabolic process. The transcript is spliced from 11 exons. Gene Ontology annotation, cellular component: membrane.